Prorocentrum cordatum is the source of this 603-nucleotide messenger RNA. Lineage: Eukaryota; Dinophyceae; Prorocentrales; Prorocentraceae. The record is from the annotation of a GenBank genome assembly.
AUGGCGGUCUUGUCGCGCGUGGCGCUGGCGGUUGCCCUGCUCGCCUCCCCGGCCGCCGCCUACGUUGCCCCGGUGCCCGGCGAGGCCGCCCAGCAGCGUUCCGUCGCUUCGGCGGUCCAGCAGCAGCCGACACUCCUCGUGGAGGAGCUCGUGGAGGAGCCCGCGGCGGACAGCAACGCCUCUGGGGCGAUGCUCGGUGCGGCUGUGGCCAGCAUCGCCGGAGCAGUGGUCGGCUGGCUGCGCUCCAACAAGCAGAGGGCCGCCAGCGCCGCUGCAGCGUCGGCGGUGGCGCUCGUGGCUUCGGCUUCACCAGCGCUGGCAGAGGUCGACUAUAUCAACAUCGAGUACCUGGGCGGCAGCAACAAGGUGGACAUCAACAACGCCAACAUCAUGGCCUACCGCCAGUUCCCUGGCAUGUUCCCGACCGCCAGCGGCUGGAUCGGCACGCACGGCCCGUGGGAGAAGGUGUCGGACAUGUUGAAUGACCCCGAGCUCCCCGACAACCUGAAGCAGAUCAUCCAGAAGUACGAGAAGAACUAUGUUGCCUUCCCGGCCAACCCGGCCUACUUCAUCGACCGCAUCAACAACGCCAUGUACCGCUGA